Messenger RNA from Penicillium samsonianum, 1488 nucleotides. RefSeq lists its product as uncharacterized. The coding region runs from base 1 to 1488 and encodes 495 amino acids. The transcript is spliced from 6 exons. NCBI's taxonomy places the organism in Eukaryota, Fungi, Ascomycota, Eurotiomycetes, Eurotiales, Aspergillaceae. The record is from RefSeq and is a predicted model, not a curated record.
AUGCGUUUUAUUUCGGGACUGUUAGGCACAUAUGCGGCGAUAGUGAGCGCACUGCCACAGGCCGUGCCAGAGGCGUUCUCAUGGGAGGAGACGUGCUCAGGCAUCGAAACCAAAUCCCAGGAAAACUGGAAGAAAGGUGGAUUUGGCGAAUGGUUCUCCGUUACGGCAUCUGUGGAAGGAAUCUACACCCAGGAUAUCCAAAAGACAAUUCAGUCUUGGGAAUCGGAUGACCAGAGCAGCCUUUAUGGCUUUUAUUGUUCCCCAAUGAGCCACUGUGAAGCAAACCUCGAUAAGGAUCAAUGUCUCGACCCAGAGCAUCCCAUCCGACCUGCGCUGUAUUUUGUGAUGUGGUCAAUCGCUAACUUGAACAAUUGGAUGGAUUCUUUAUUGACUGCAGUGGACCACACAGCUGGUAUAGCUGACGCUCGGGCUGCUGAUUUGGUUAACACUUUUGCCACAAAUAUGGAGAACAUCCCUCUCCUCAAUGCCGGUCCUGCCCUGGCUGCCGGUUUCUUAGGAAGUCUUGCAGCAAUUUUCCCGCCCGCCGCCGUAGCUGGAGGCUUUGCUUCAGGUCUUGCGACCAUCGGAGCUGGCCUUCUCUCUCUUACUAGUAAUAGUAAGCCAGUUGAGUUGGAACCCAAAUUCAACGACUUUACCGAUAUCACUACGUAUAUCGCUAAGGCCUCGGAGGGGAUGCAAAAGAGCAUUGAGACAUAUACCCAAUGGCUUCUAACAAGUAUCCCAUCGAAUGACCGUGCCAAUGGCAUCAAUUACAUCUAUGAUCCUAAAUCCCUCCCAAACGUCCUUCUGGACGGUGAUUUCGCCGAGCCCAGAAUCUCGGAUGUCCUCCCAGACGGCAUCUACGUCUCCCUAUUCAGCGCCGCGGUCGCCCUUCUAUGGAAAGAAGAAAGCGCGAGGGUCGUCAAAAUUAGCCACGAGCUUCCUACCUUAAGCAAACUUGUCUGUGAUCAUGAGAAGGUCAUGUAUGGAAACAAGUGGUGCGACAGUGAAGGAAACGCCUACAUUCUACUCGGCUGGGAUAAAACCUGGUUCAAGACCCCCUGGGACCAGGCUGCGGCGGAAAGUCUCCAGGAUCUCAAAGGCAUUGGCAAGCUUCAGGAGUACAGACUAAGCAUCGAAAUUGUCUCCACAGCAUCCGAGUAUGCGAGCUUGCUGAACGGUGGUCGUUCAUACUAUGAAUGGAACACUGCCAGAGUCAUUGAACACAUGAAUCAAGAUGAAAAGAAUAUGGCGAAGUUUUCUGGCUUCAACCUGCCCUUCUGUGAGAUUGCUCCUUCUGCCUAUGGCGUUGGGGGGAAUGAGCUUCUUGAUAGGGCUGAAUGCGAUGAACAGUGUCAAGUUAUUUGGGCCAUGCGGGAUUGCUUCCAGGGAGAAGACCCGGAACAUCCUGGGGUCGGACUCUUUUUCAUAGAUGACUUUGGGUACCACUAUCCCAUCACUCCAUGUAUACCGGGGCAUCAGUGUUGA